GGCGAGGCAAAAAAAGGAACAAACAUGACCAGAGGUUGGGAGUCACAGCCAUGAGGAUUUGUGACGUGGUUUACAGUAUUGGGGUCGGAAAAUAAGGGCAGAAAACGCAAGCACUAAAAGAUCAUGCAAGAGCAAAUCCAGCUUCAUGUGCCUGGGCGAUGUUAGGCUGCUGUCCAAGAAGACAAGCGUGAUAGGAUCCUUGAUUUUGAUCGUGCCUUAAAAUGUUUUUUACACAUCUGAAGGAAUGACCAUUUGGCGCACAAGGCAGCUCAAGGAAACUUUUUGAUAUUUAUCUACGUCUUUGUCAGUGACACCUCGUCUUUCACUGUGAAUCCUCUGUUGGAAUUCUUAUUUUGACCGUCUCAUUUGGUGUAUUGGUGGUCAAUAUCUGGCAACUGAAACAUGGCACUUUUUGUGAGCGGUCUGAGUAAAGGAGAGCCUGACAGAGGGAUGGCUCAGUUCCAGGAAAUGAUGCGGCAGCAGCUGGAGAGCUCCAUGCACUCAGAGCUGGAGAAACUUCUGGACACCACAACAGGCGCAGAGAGAGAGGUGUCCAGGAAAGACUUUGAGGGGUUCAAGAACCUGUUCCACAGAUUUCUGCAAGUGAAAGGGCCUUCAGUAGAGUGGACAAAGAUACAAAGACCUCCAGAGGACUCGAUCCAGCCCUAUGAUAAGAUUGCGGCCAGAGGUCUGCCGGACAACGUCGCUGACUGCCUCAACAAACUAGUGGUGGUGAAGCUGAACGGAGGCCUGGGGACCAGCAUGGGAUGUAAGGGCCCCAAGAGCCUGAUCAGCGUCCGCAACGAGAACACCUUCUUGGACCUCACUGUGCAGCAGAUAGAGCACCUGAACAAGACGUACAACACCGACGUGCCCCUGGUCCUCAUGAACUCUUUCAACACAGAUGAAGACACAAAGAAGAUCCUGCAGAAGUACACACACCACCGUGUCAAGAUCCACACCUUUAACCAGAGCAGGUACCCUCGCGUCAACAAAGAGUCCCUUCUCCCUGUGUCCACCACCUUGAGCAUGAACGGGCAGAGCGCCGAAGGCUGGUAUCCUCCAGGGCACGGCGACAUCUACGCCAGCUUCUACAACUCGGGCCUGUUGGACCAGCUGAUCGCGCAGGGCAAAGAGUACAUCUUUGUGUCCAACAUCGACAACCUGGGAGCCACCGUGGACCUCCACAUCCUGCACCACCUGGUCAGCCAGCCCAAUGGCAAGCGCUGCGAGUUCAUCAUGGAGGUGACUGAUAAGACACGGGCAGACGUCAAGGGUGGCACGCUGAUCCAGUAUGACGGAAAACUGCGUCUGCUGGAGAUCGCGCAGGUCCCCAAGUCCCAUGUGGACGAAUUCAAAUCAGUUUCAAAGUUCAAGAUCUUCAACACCAACAACCUGUGGCUCUCGCUGCCCGCGAUCAAGAGGCUGCAGGAGCAGAAAGCGAUGGAUCUGGAGAUCAUAGUCAACCCCAAGACGCUUGAUGGAGGACUGAACGUUGUCCAGUUGGAGACGGCUGUCGGAGCGGCCAUCAAAUGCUUCGACAACGCCCUGGGCAUCAACGUACCUCGAAGCCGCUUCCUGCCCGUCAAGACCACAUCAGACCUGCUGCUGGUCAUGUCCAACCUGUACAGCCUGGACGCCGGCUCGCUCACAAUGAGCCCCAAGAGAGAGUUCCCAACAACGCCGCACGUCAAACUGGGCAGCUCCUUCACAAAUGUUCAGGAGUAUCUGACUCGCUUCGAGAGCAUCCCUGACAUGUUGGAGCUCGACCAUCUGACUGUGUCGGGAGACGUCACCUUGGGGAAAAACGUUUCCGUCAAGGGCACUGUCAUUAUCAUCGCCAACCACGGAGAUCGGAUUGAUAUUCCAGCCGGCUCCAUGCUGGAAAACAAAAUCGUAUCCGGCAACCUCCGCAUCAUGGACCAUUAACGCCUUGAUAAAAACACCCUGCACGCACACAAACACACACACACACACACACACACACACACACACAAACAAACAUCCUCAUCAUGUCGCCCAUUUGGCUUUUUCCCUGUGAUCUGACCCGUUUUUCAUGUUUCCCCCCCGACAUCAACAGAUUGUGAGACCAAGUGUUUUCCCCUCAAGGCUUUGUGAUGUGUGAGUGCUUGUGCUCUUCCACUCUGCAGGGGAUGGGUGUAGCUGGGAUAUACUGCCCUCUACAGGCUGUUAAUUAUAUGAUAUCAACAUUUAAUAGUAUUAAUAAACUCAUAGCUGUGACUUUAAACAUUGACCUAAAACCAUAACCAGAUUUUAUUUUAUAUUCCUAUAUAGUAACUGUAGUGAUUUAGUUUCUUUGUCACAAAAGUACAGGCUGGAAAAGUACUCACACAAUGCACAGGGACACAGGAAGAAGAUUGUUCAACUUAUUGGGAGACUAAUGUGGCUACAGGUCAAAGAACAAUCCAGAUGAUUUUAUCCCCAUCCUCAUCUUCAGUGUGCGCUAAUGGAAUGUUUUUGCAAUCACAUACUGUAGUGUGCUUACUUAGAAAAGUAAAGGGAUGGUUUUUGUGAUGGAAGAGUUAAGAGCAUUUAUUUCCUGCACAAUAAUCACACAUUGUUCCACAAUCAGCUGUGACAGAAUAUGUUCAAAUGAAAGAAAUAAUGAAACAUUUGACUAUGAAUUUAUACCUGAGUCUGGAGCCUUUCUCAGCUCACGCUUCAUAAGUCUUACACAGAGAUAAUAUAUAACAGUAAGCCACCAUUUUUAAUGUUUAUUCUUUGAAAUGUUGGAUAAAGUUGAUGAGACGGCUUACUGGAGAGUUAGUGUGAGUAGUGGAUGUAGAGAUACAUUUGAUCACAUUUCUCUGAUACAAAUUCCAUGUUGGGUCAUAAAUAUGAGCGUCAGCUUCUCCUAAAAGUUGUUAUUGGAUGUAUUUUGAAUAAAAAAUAAUAGAGAAGCUUAAUGUUGCGAUGUCAACAACAGUAUUUCAUGAAUUCAUGGAACCAUUUAGACAUCAAGGCUACAAGUUUGUGCUAAGAAAUUAACUGUGAAAAUUCUUCCAGAGCAACUUUUACUUCCACAUAAAAAGGCGUAGAACGAACCUCCACUGGAAGUUAUUUAUGACUUCAGUAUCCCAAUCGUUUGUGCCAUAGAGGAGAAACUAAAACGCAUACCUAUGUUCUCCCUGAAUCGCCUCUGUCUCCGCCUGAUGACCUUGGUGUGAUAUUUCUGUAUGACGACUUUAAGUAUCCAGACAUGACCCCAAUGCCAUGAACUCACAUGUAAUGAUUGAUCUAAUAUCAUUUUAGAGUGCAGACCUUUAGAUGAAUCAAAAAGGCUUUUUUGAUGAAAACUAUCAACAAUGUUUUGUAUUAUUUUUGCUCACAUCGUGACCUUAACGUUGUGUGAAACCUCAUGCCUCCAUUACUGUGUCAAACCAGCUGUCUUCUCUGUUCAUCCCAUCAUUCAGGGUUGUCCCUUCACACACUUCACAACAGAUUCAGACGGUAGACAUUUUUAAAACAUGUACGCAAAGUUUAGAUGUGAGAAUACUUGAGAUGGGUUCAAUGUGUGGACUGAAAGCAAUAAGUGUUGAUCUGUGACGGUGAUGAGGUCUCAGCCCAGCCCUCCUCUGCCUCCUCAGAGCAGAAUAAAGUGCAAUAUGAUAUUA
Molecule: messenger RNA, 3635 nt
Organism: Labrus bergylta (ballan wrasse)
Lineage: Eukaryota; Metazoa; Chordata; Actinopteri; Labriformes; Labridae
Gene: ugp2b
Product: UDP-glucose pyrophosphorylase 2b
Biological process (GO): glycogen metabolic process; UDP-alpha-D-glucose metabolic process
Cellular component (GO): cytoplasm
Molecular function (GO): UTP:glucose-1-phosphate uridylyltransferase activity
Source: RefSeq, a predicted model, not a curated record